This is a messenger RNA of Ascoidea rubescens DSM 1968, 2470 nucleotides long. RefSeq lists its product as uncharacterized. Lineage: Eukaryota; Fungi; Ascomycota; Saccharomycetes; Ascoideales; Ascoideaceae. Gene Ontology annotation, biological process: transmembrane transport. Gene Ontology annotation, cellular component: membrane. Gene Ontology annotation, molecular function: transmembrane transporter activity. The record is from RefSeq and is a predicted model, not a curated record. The transcript has a single exon. Bases 395 to 2299 code for a protein of 634 amino acids.
AUACGUCUUUCUUGCUACAUUCUUAUGACUUUUGUAUUAUAUUUGUAACUAACUCCAUUCUAUCACUCGACUCAUGGGCCUCUAAGUGCAACUUCUUGUUUCCUCCAUCCUCCACUCUCUUUAUUCUUUAACCCAAAAUGGCCCUUUCUCCAUGAAUCUCUGCUCUUACCGGUUCUAAUAGAUAAGAUAAAAAAACUGAGCAAUUGUGGAAAGUGUGAAGAGCCUAAUUCAAUCUCCAAUUAUAUAUUCCUUCCACCAUUAUCGUUAUCACUAUCAUUACCAUCACCAUCUACUAAUUACUAAUCAUCCUGUGCUUUUUCUUUAUUAUAUAUUUAUCUGUAAUCACUAUAAUCUUAAUGAAUACCCAUUCUCUUUCAAACAGCACGAACUAAUAAUGGGCUAUAAUAUCAACUCUCUUCUCAACUCUUCUAAAUCAAAAAUUUCCUCAAAUUCCUCUCUAGACAUAUUAACUUCUGAAAACCAUUCAAUUCUCAACCUAUCUGAUGAAUCUUCUCCUUUACUAGCGAAUUCGAACAGUCGUUUUGAUAGUGUUCCUUCAAAAGAUAAUGGCAAUGAUAACGACAACAACGCGUUAGAUAAAGAUAUUCAAAAUCAACCAAAAAUAUACUUACUCUGUAUCACUUUAUUCAUCUUUUAUUUUGGUUUUGGCUUAUCCUUAUCUCCAAGAGUCGCAUUAUUAUUAAAUAAAAUUUGCGAAUCUUUAUCUCUAGAUCCAUCUUUCAUUCCAUCCUACUUAUUUUCUUCUUUUCCCUUUUUUUCUCCCUCUUUUUCUUCCUCUUUGUUUUUUAACUCCUCUUUAGAAUCACAAUGCAAUACAAAAGAUGCCCAAGUUCUCGUAUCAAGACUAGAAUCAGUAAUUAACAUCCUCAUGGCUUCCUCUACUGUCAUAAUUUCCGGAAAAUUUGGUCAUUUAUCUGAUAAAUUCGGUAGAAAACCUCUUAUCUUAUUCAAUUUGUUCAUGGCUAUUCUCUCAAAAUUCCUAGUAAUUUACAACUUAUUACCAAUCGAUUUCAAUCAAUUUGAUGAUACAAACCCCUUGAGUCUUUUCAAUGGCUCAACAUUCAAUUCCUUCUUCUACAUCUUUGCUAAAGUAUUCGAAUGCUUUGGUGGCGGCUUACUAUUCCUUCUAUCUUUAUCUUCAAGCUACAUAACAGACUUGGUAUCCGAGAAAAGUAGAACUUUUAACCUAAGUUUACUAGGUGGUUCCUUUUAUAGUGGUUUGGCUUUUGGCCCCUUGGUGGGUUCAUUAAUUGUAAGAUACUUGAAUUCGGUUUCUUCAAUCGACCAAAUCAAUAAUAACUUCUUGCCUUGUUAUAUCGAUAUCUUUUUCAGUAUCUUGAGUUUUUCCCUCAUAUUCCUAUUAAUCCCAGAAUCAAAUCCUUAUUUUCUUAAAAAUAAGCCAAUUUCUAACAACAACAACAACAACCUUAAUGAUACCACAAUUACCACUAAUAAUAACACUGAAAAAGCAUCAUUAUAUGAAUCAAUUAUCAAAACUUUCAACAUCUUCAAACCUCUUAAACUUUUAUGGAUCGAUAAAUUUCAAAACUCUCUUAACCCAAGAAUUAACGUCAUUUUGCUAAUUAUAAUCGAUAUCUUAAUCAUAAGCUGCGGGACUUCUCCAAUGCCCUUUAUAAUGUUUUAUACAUCAUAUAAACUACAUUGGACCUCAAUCGAAAUUGGCUAUUUUGUUUCAAUCACAGGGUUUUCAAGGGCUAUUAUCCUACUAUUUUUUACUCCCUUUUAUUUAUCCUUUUUGAAAAAAAUCCUAAAUUUUAAAGUAAACACAAACAAAAUCGACAAUAUUGACAAAUUCACAAUCACAAUUUGCUUGGUUUUUGAAACCGUUGCCGUUUCUUUAAUGCUACUAAACAAAACAAAAUUCUUCUACUUAUCGGCUCUAAUCAAUGGUAUUGGUGCUCUAACCACACCCACUAUUCAAUCAGCUAUCGUCAAAUAUGCCAUCCUAUCAAGGAAAAAUAAGGAAAAAAUUGGUGAGAUUUUCAGUGCAAUGACUUUAAUCAGAGGAAUAGUUUCCAUUGUUAUGCCUAGCACUUAUUUGUAUAUCUACUCGAUUACUGUUAAAUUUAACCCCAAGUUUUGCUUUUAUAUUAUGCUCACCUUCAUUACAACUGCUUUCGUCCUAUCUCUCUUUUUGAAGGAAGGCUCGAAAAACUACCAUGAUGAUUCUGCUGAAGACUUUGAUAACCAGAUCAACAUCAUUGAAGAAACCACUCAAAACACACUGCUCUUGAAUAACCAAGAGAUUAACGUUUAGCAUUCAACGUUUUGCUAAACAACCCAUUCACUCGUUGCUCUGUUAUUGACUUAUCUUAGACUGCAUUCUUCUGGAGGACUGUAGUUUCUUACAACUUUUUCUUUUGCUAUUUUUCAAACGUUUAUUUAUUAUGAUAUAUACUUCUAUUUAUGUCUAUAAAUCUAUACACUA